This is a messenger RNA of Frankliniella occidentalis (western flower thrips), 4081 nucleotides long. Its product is annotated as ras-related protein Rab-26-like. NCBI's taxonomy places the organism in Eukaryota, Metazoa, Arthropoda, Insecta, Thysanoptera, Thripidae. The transcript is spliced from 5 exons. The record is from RefSeq and is a predicted model, not a curated record. The coding region runs from base 2312 to 2812 and encodes 166 amino acids. Gene Ontology annotation, molecular function: GTPase activity; GTP binding.
GAGUAGUGUGCGAUUUGGUAGAGAUAGGACGGAAGUGAAACCAAGUGGACUCUUACACUCAACGCCACCUAGCGGCCGUUGUGGCUUGUGGCGUCUGCUCUGUUGACUACCCGGCCGCUGAUACAUGUGUCGUGAACGCAUGAACGUGAACACCAUCAGAAAAUAAUCUUCGAUCGUUAAGCAAGUAGUAAUAAUAAUAAUAAUUAGAUUAACGUUUUGGUAAUUGAAGAUAAAUAUUUCUAAUAGUUACAUAACUAGUAGAAUGCUGUGCAUUAAAGGCUGAGUGUGUCUCUCAAUUUAUGUGAACUGAAAUAAAUUGAAAAGUUUAUAAUAAUCUAAAAGUUCUACUUUGACUUCCGAUUGUGAAUAAAACCUAAUCUUAACCCUUAUACUACUUUGUCUUUAUGCACGACCCAUCCGUAAAAGGGUGAAUUCAAAGAUGUCAAUUAAAUGUACUAAUCACCUAUUCUUAUCCCUUACACUUUGUCUUUACUCACGAUCCAUAAAAGGGUGAAUUCAUUGAUCUCAAUUAAAAGUAAUACUCAAUGACAACCGUAAAGUUUAGGUCAUUCUAAACAAAAAUUAACAACUGUAAAUCAGUUAGUCUGAUUGGACUUGUGUUGAUUGUGAGUACAAGCUACUUCUAAUUCUUUCUUGAUUGUGUUUGUUCACUAUUUAUAAAAGGGUGAAUUCAUUGAUGUGAACUAAGUAAAACCAAUGUUAUCAGAAUUCAAUUUAAUUUCUGUUUGUUCAUGAUUGAUAAAAGGGUGAAUUCACUGACGUCAAUUAAGAUUGAUAUUGCAUGCUGCAGAAAAUUUAAUGCAUUCAAUCAAAAACAGACAACUGAAAAUCAAGUCUUACAUAUAUCGUAUGUUUUGGUUCCUGAAGAUCCUUCACAAAAAUAAGGCUACUAAAAUUCAUUGUAAGUUUUGUUUUUUCAUUAUUGAUAAAAGGGUGAAUUCAUUGAUGCAAAUUAAAAUUCAGAAUGCAACACAAACUUUAAUUGAAUUACUGAAUGCUAGAUAUCGUUGAUAAACGUAAUCGAAAAACAAAACCUAUAGCAUAACAACAAACCACGUUGAAUGUCACCUGUCAGCUUGUCACUGCAUAGAGGGGCAAUUUAUACUGAAUGAAUUGAACUGUCACGAAUUUGAAUAUGGUUCUAUCUGUGACAAUGCCUUUAUUGCGCAAAUUAUCGUUUGCUACCUGCCAUUUUGAUAACAACUGAAGAAGUUCAAAAUCAAACGCUGUAUGAAUUUCUACUAAUUCCCAACAAACUGAUGUGUAUGUAAUGAAUUGCCAUUUUGACAAACUUCUCAGUAAUGACACAACAAAGUUUACAGUUGUUUUUAUUUAAACAGUCUCCUACCAGUGCCUCCAAAAGGGCAGGCUGUUGCGGGCUCAACGCAUCAUGCUCGCAGGUGAAAGAGCCCGCAAGAGCCCGCAAGGUAGAUUGACAAGCCCGCACGAGCCCGCACAGUUUUUCAAGUCUAAAAUUUUCAUAUUAUUUCUAAUUAAAUUGAUUUUUUGCCUUGACAGAUCUUUCUAUUGGAUGCCAUUCUUUAGAUAUGUCGAGACUCGUCCGGCUCCGGCUUUUGACAGUUGACAGAGUGUGCAGCGUGCAGCACGCGGGAAUGGCCGCUAGGUGGCGUUGAGUGUAAGAGUCCACUUGGUUUCACUUCCGUCCUAUCUCUACCAAAUCGCACACUAGCGGCGGAGGGUCCGUGUCUGGCUGCAGACGCCCACUCGGCGUUUCCAGCAGGCGGUGUGCGAUAUGUUGUCCCGAGUCGCCGUGUUUGUCGCGUUGACCGUUUGACGGCCCGGACGCCCUGGGGCCGCCCCCCGUGCUCUGGACGGCGUCGGGAGUCGCGCUGCGUGUCGUGUCAUCCGGGGCCGGGAGAUCGCGCGGGGGUCGCGGAGGGCGGCGUCGUGCUCGGCGUCGUGUGCUGCGAGCGGCGGGCGCACGUAGCGGCGAGCACGGCCAGGGCACCGCCAGGGACCGCCAGGGUCCGCCAGGGUCCGCCGGGGCACCGCCCCCGCCCGGAGGCGGAGCGCGGCGCGGGGGGCGGACCCGCGGGGGUGCAGCCGCGGCGGCACCCGGGCCUCCUAACCUCGCCAUGGGGCGCCAGGGUGGGCGGGUGCGCUCGGGUCGCGGUGGUGGCGGCGGCGGCCCGCGGCCACGGCGACCAAGUGCGUGAGGCUCGCGGGUCGGUCCCGGGGGUGGAGGCGCGCGGCGCGGCUCGCCCUCCCUGCUCCACUCCUCGCAGUGGUCCGUCGUCUCCGGCCAGCAGGGUGAUAAACUGUGGAGAAAAUGGACCCACAAUUUAAUGACCUGCCGGACCACAUGUCCAUGGCGUCCGAUGACAGCAUGAUCGACGACGUGUUCGAGUCCGCGGAGGACGCGCAGCGCGGGGGCGCCUCCCAGUACGGCUACCCGGGCUACCAGCCGCCGCCGCUGCAGCACGCGCCGCACAACCAGCCGCAGCCGGCCCCGCAGGCCGGCGCCGCCGCGGCCCAGGACGGCGACAGGCCCAACCUCAACCCCUCGCCCACCGGCUACCGGGACUACCAGCCGCCGGCCGAGGCGCUCAGCCAGUACGACCGACAGCGCCUGGAGGAGCUCGAGCUCAUCGUGCACAAGACCAUUCUACUCGGGGACAGCGGCGUGGGCAAGACUUCCCUCCUCGUUCAAUUCGACACGGGCAAGUUCAACACGGGGACCUUCUCAGCCACAGUCGGCAUCGGCUUCACGGUAAGAGCGCUGCUAUCGCGACCACGCAGAGAAAUUUUAUGUAAACUAUAUUUUGCAUAGCAAGGCAAAAAACCUGAGCAUACAUGUCCUUACGUAAAAUUUAAUCCAUGAAAACAUGAUAGGGCCUACCAUCACGAUGAAAAUGGUAAAAUCGGGUAAAAUAUUACAUAUUCAAGUAAAAUAAAACAAACAGAACUUGAUUGUACGUUGUAAUUUUACGUGUGAUAUAUGCAUGCUCUCGGAUUUGCACAUGAGCUAUGUACAAAUAAUAGAGUACAUAAAGAAUCUGCAGUGUGCAGGCUUGCACAGUGUUCCUCCGCAUCAUCCCUCAGUCAGCGCGGAACUACCACACGGUGCGGGCCGCGCCGACAGCAGCACACAUGACCCGCUCGCUGGAGGCGCACUAGAGAGGGAGUUAAUUGAAAACUGAAAGAGCCGGAAAAGAGCAGACACUCGGACCGCGUGCGAUUCCUUUUCUCUCUUUUUUUCUCCUGGUGUCAUUCGAUGCACACAGUAUAUACGCGGCGCGGGGUCUGCUGUCAGUGUGCGCAGCUGGCAUGUGGCGGCGGCGCCCAGUCGGCACCCCGAGUGCGAAAACAGAGUCGUCGUUGUCGUCGUCUCGAGGACGAAAAACGAAGAAGAGAAAAAAAUAAAAUGAAAUAAAAUAAUCCGCCGCGAGGGCGCGAGCGGGAAGUUUUUAAUUAAUCUGAUGCCUCGUUACGAAGGCGCGGUGCGUCUGUGCCGCACAAUGACGGCCUCGUUGAGCCCGGCGGGGCCCGCCCUCGCGCGCGCCCGCCCGAGGAGCGUGACGGAUUCAGCCGGAUCAUCCCCUAUUCCACCCCCACCCCUUGCUUCCGGUGCCGCGCCGCACCGCGCCUCGAGAAAAGAGAAAAAGUCCAUAGCCUACAUAACCCUCUGAGAUUCAUCACGCGUCAAAUUAAUUCACCAAAGUCCGACCUCCUUCCCGAUCCAAUAAUUACCAUUCCAUGGCAUUCAGUCGCAUCUAGUAGUGUUUAGAGUGAUUAAAAUCACCACGCUGGUAUAUCUUUGUUAUUGACAUGCCCGAGCAACACGCAUAAUUAUGCUGUGAUCGAGUAAAAAAAAGUUUUCAUUAUUACUGGCGAGGAGAUAAUAACUUACUCGUAGGCUACGCCGACCCGCGAGUCAUGUGUGAUAGAGGGUAGCGUAAAAAAAAAAAGGAUUUGAGAUAUUGAAAUGGCGGGUAUGCGGAAAAGUUGUCUUUUUAGAUGUAGAAUCCAGUGCAAUUUUUUAUUUUGAGAUCGGACAAUAUUUUCCGAUCGCGCAACGAGCUAAGUUAUGCAUCAGCUC